UCUGGUUGAGUCUGAAUCUGAGGAAGCGCCUCUCGACGGUUCAGCCGGAGUUAACAGCGACCAAAACGGAGAUUUUCGGCCAACAAAACAGCGAAAACGGAGCCAUGAUGUGAAAAUAUAACAACAGUGCCUUACAGCAGAGAUAUUAAGAUCAUCGUCUAGGUGGCCUAAAGGAGGGACACACACUUCGGUCACACAGCGUGUGUGUGUGAGAGUGAGAUGGAGCAAGGCGUGGUGGACAGCCCUGUCAUCCUGGUCAUCAAAGCACCCGAUCAGAAGUACGAUGACCAGACCAUCAACUGUUUCCUGAACUGGACGGUGGAGAAACUAAAGACUCAUCUUUCCAAAGUUUAUCCCAGCAAACCUCGCUCGAAGGAUCAGAGGCUGGUCUACUCUGGAAAACUCCUGCAGGAUCACUGUAAACUGAGAGACGUGCUCAGAAAGCAGGAUGAGUUCCACAUGCUGCAUUUGGUCUGUGCUUCCCGCAGCCCGCCUCCUUCACCCACAGCACACAGGAGAAACAGCAGCAAGAGCCCGACUGUGAAUGCUGACAACUCUGGAGGUGUCACCCCUGUUGGUAACGUCCAGUCGGCUUCCUCAGAAGAAACUCCUAAUAGGCUGAGCCAGAAUUCAGGAGCCGUUCCCAAUCACCCAUCCACAUAUGGGUAUGCAUGGGGUCAGUGGUUGGAUCAGCAUGGGCCCAACGCACGGAUGCCACACUACCCCAUGUACAACCCCAUGACUCUGCUCUGGUGGCAACAGCUCUAUGCCUGGAAUUACCAUAUGAGCUAUCAGGCGUGGGCCAGCUCCCUCAGACCAUCCCAGCAAUCAGCCUCACCUUCAGUCUCCCCUCCCAGAGAGGGAUGGGAGCCUGUCCGAGAGAACCCUCAGAAUGCCCCGGCUGGGGAGGGGCAAAACGAGGAGGAUCUGAACCGUGAUUGGCUGGACUGGGUGUAUACAGCAUCCCGAGCUCUCAUUCUCCUCAGCAUAGUGUAUUUCUAUUCGUCCUUCAGCCGUUUCGUCAUGGUAACGGGAGGCAUGCUGCUGCUGUACCUGCAUCAGGCAGGCUGGUUGCCCUUUAACCUGGAGAAUGAGCUCCAGGAUCUCGCUGACCCGGCCAAUCACGAUGAGCUGAACGCAGAGAAUCAAAAUGACCUGCAAGACAUGGAGAGGCUGGCAGAUGAAGGUGAGGAAGACGAUGAACAAAGAGGAGAGGGAACAGAUGAUGCCGAGAGAGGAAUGAACAUGGGCUUUUUCUCAUCUGCUUGGUCUUUCAUCACCACGUUCUUCGCCUCCCUCAUUCCUGAGGGCAUUCCCAAUGCAGUGAACUGACCUUGACCCUCGGUCUAACUUUGAACCACUCGUUCGUGCUCUCUCUCUCGCUUAUACAACCGUACUUAUACAACAGUACUGACAAACACUUCAGCAAGAGAAGAGCAUAUCUGGACAAACCUCAUAAACCAGGUCAGUGAUAGGACACUCCCUGAACAACCCCCCCACCCCCCCCCCACAGAACCGGUCAGUAUUUCUGGACAGUCUGUGUUUGUGUUGUUUGAACACUUCACUGCAGCAGUGAAGGUUUUAGGCUCAUCCCAAGACUGAUCCCAAACCAAACAGACUGCUGUGAGUCUGAAUACAUCUCAUUGAACAGGCGCAGCUUGGGUAAUUUAUCAUGCAGGCUCAUUUAAAGGAAUAGUUUGGUCAGAAAAGCUAAUGUUGCUAAAAAUACAUGAAAACCAACAGCCACCAGUUAGCAUUGUGCAAAUCGCAUCAUGCUAAUUGGUUGCUGCUAGUUUCCAUGCCCUGUUUGUUAGCCACCUUAACAUGUUUGGUCAAGGUGUUUGCCUGUAAACUCGUUUGUACGUCACAUUUUGUAGGUCUGUUUAGUAUUCCUCUCCUUUUAACACAUCACUUAUAAUGGAGAAUCGUACAAAGAGCCUCAAUGAUCGAUGGAGAACAAAAAAAAGAGGCUUUGCUUUGUAUUUUAUAAAAAGAGAAACUGUGUAAAAUAAUAAAAGCAGUUUUCCUUUCUUUUAACACUAGCACUUGAACGAUUUUUUUUCCUGAAAUGAAACGUUUUGGAUUAAAAAAAAAAAUCUUUACUUGCUCCUUUGCCAGCGACUCUGUUCUUUGAUGAUCAAAAGCUUUGGAUUCGGCUGCGCAUGCAAAGCACAGUGAAAGUUAUUAAAGAACACAAAAACUGUAGUAGUUAAGAUGAAAGACCUACAGUGCAGAUUACCUGCAAAAGACAUUCUUGUCAUUCAUGAAGCCUCCUGACUACAGUGAGUUUUGUUUUUGAGCAGCUGAAGAACGCAUUAUACACAAUGUACACAAUGUGUCCAAAGACAUCUGGACUGGGUUGCAGCAGGUUUGCCUAAGUUAAUAAGUUUAAGCGUAAAGUCUUUACUGAGUUCUUAGUUACACUAGUUAGUUUGAAACUGUCCUUUUGAUUAAUUUGGUUGCACCACAACUCCGUAAGUCAUGUCUUUACUAAUAACGACUAACUAAUGCGUACGUCACUUUAACAUGACGAUAACCUGUUUAGAACCGAUCUAUAAACCCGCUGCCAUGUUAAACUGA
This is a messenger RNA of Colossoma macropomum (tambaqui), 2580 nucleotides long. Its product is annotated as homocysteine-responsive endoplasmic reticulum-resident ubiquitin-like domain member 2 protein. The record is from RefSeq and is a predicted model, not a curated record. Gene Ontology annotation, biological process: endoplasmic reticulum unfolded protein response. Lineage: Eukaryota; Metazoa; Chordata; Actinopteri; Characiformes; Serrasalmidae. Gene Ontology annotation, molecular function: protein binding. The coding region runs from base 220 to 1332 and encodes 370 amino acids. The transcript has 9 exons.